Glossina fuscipes is the source of this 1746-nucleotide messenger RNA. Its product is annotated as zinc finger protein 260-like. Bases 156 to 1283 code for a protein of 375 amino acids. Gene Ontology annotation, molecular function: RNA polymerase II cis-regulatory region sequence-specific DNA binding; DNA-binding transcription factor activity. Lineage: Eukaryota; Metazoa; Arthropoda; Insecta; Diptera; Glossinidae. The transcript has 2 exons. Gene Ontology annotation, biological process: regulation of transcription by RNA polymerase II. The record is from RefSeq and is a predicted model, not a curated record.
GAUAUUUAGUUGAUUGCAAAAUGUAGUGGAAACAGUAAAUGAGAAAAUUGUUGUUCUUGGAAAGAGGGAAUCAUUUUCGCUAACUAACUCGCAUGCUGCAAAUCCUAACUUCAAACAAAGAAGAAUUCAGAAAAGCCGUAACUACCGUAUAAGAAAUGGAAAAUUGCGUUGAAAUAGAGACCAAUGUAGUGACUUUAUAUAAAUGUGGCGAGAUUUUUUAUGACAUGUUGGCGGCCCAAAAUAUCAGCAUUAGCUUUCAGUGUUCCUUUUGCCAGAAAACUUUUAUAGAAUUAGAUACAUUCUUAAAACAUUUACAAAGUGAUCAUUAUAAUCCAUCCACACCUACCGAAGAGUACGGGUCUGGAAACGAUGAUGAACAAUUACAAGAAGAAUAUCGAACCGAGGAAAUUUUUCUUAUCUCUAACGAUAAUGACAGUAAAAUACUGUUGGAAAAUGUAACCCAUGCAACAGACACGAAUUUAAAAGGAAAGAAUGUCAGCGAUGAUCUCGAAGUGAACAAUCUAUCAUGUGAUGAAGAAGAAAAAUGUAUUAGGCCAUCCAAACAAAAACAGCCUGUUAAAAAGCGCGCCACCCGUGAAUGCAUUUGUCCACAUUGUCAUAAAAUAUUCCAUAAGGCUUGGUCGUUGCAGCAACAUUUAAAUACACACGAUGGCUACGAGAAGCCAUAUAAAUGUGAGUUUUGUCCAGCAGCCUAUGCCAGCAAACAAAAUCUCGUAGUUCAUGUUAGACGGCAUAAGGGAGAGAAGCCUUUUGGCUGCCAUUUUUGUGCGCGUAGUUUUACUUCUACCAGCGAACGUUACAUACACGAACGGUGCCAUACCGGCGAGCGACCAUAUGUAUGCGAGUUUUGCGGCAAAAGUCAUACCACUUCGUCCCAUUUACUUAAUCAUCGUCGACUACAUUUGGACGAACGCAAUUUCGUGUGCGACUUGUGUGAUAAACGUUUUAACAAACGCGACGAAUUAAAAAAACAUCACAAAAAUGUACAUACGGAAGUGCCGCGUUCUCAUGUCUGCCCGAUAUGCACUGCGGCUUUUAAAGGGAAGACCACAUUAAAGGAACAUGUAAAAAUUCAUGAGGAAAAAACUUACAAAUGCCAAGAAUGUGGUAAAACAUUUGCCCAACAUUCCGGUUUAUAUUCACAUCGAAAAACCCAUCAAAAGCAAAGGGACACGUUAUUAAAAGAUGUAAUGAUGAUGACAGAGGAGACUAUGACAUCGUCCAUCAAAAUAGAAAUUCUUGAUGACAAUGACACUAUUUGAUUAUUCCAUAUUAUCGUAGUUUCCGAGCGAGCGGAAUAAUUGGCGUUUUGUGACGUGAAACAGGAUGUCUGUAGAAUACAAACUAUUGCGUUUAUAUGCGUCUUCUUUUCAGUUGCCAAAUUUGCGCAAAUCUACGUCAUCACAUGAUGCUAUAGCCGUCUUCUCACAAAAAAUUGAAGUUCGUCAGGCACGUUCCCAAUCCAUUGAUUAGGUGUAAAAACGAAUUUAGUUCGCUUGUAAAUAAAUCUAUCAAAAACAACCAAAAAAAAAAUAUAUAUACUACAAAUUGCAGUAAGAUUUAAAAAGAUAUCAAAUAUCGGUUCGUAAUUUACCAUAAAUAUUUGCCAACAUAUAUUAUACAUAGUUUAUAUAGGAUUUAUUACUGAAAGACAGACAGACGUCUCGAUAUCACAUGUAAGAGAGUUAGAAAGUUAUAUUCGGUUGUGGCCGAAUCUUUUAUACC